AUGGGCUUCAUUCAACGCAUUACAAAACGGCUGCCCAGCGCGGCGAGCCUUCCCAUCGAUGAUGCCCCCCGCGAAAAAGGCCACACCUCCCGGUUUGCCUUCUUCCGCCGGCGCAUUCGGUUGAAGGGUAAUUCGUCGAUUUCUAUACCCCUGGGAUUUGUCUUACUAUUUCCUUGCCUUGUAAUUGUCUUCAUUUUACUUCUUUUCGUCCGACAUCCUUCGUCUCCCGGGGGCAUCCUAAUUCCAGCGGGCACGCCACCCUCUAUUCGAAAAAUCAGCGAAAAGUAUGACAAAGUCUUCGCCACGGGCUGUCUGCCUGUGGACCAGGCCCGAAUCGACAAGGAGCCUCGCGCCAACGCGGCCUUCGUCGUUUUGGCGCGGAACAAGGAGUUGGACGGUGUGAUCCAGUCACUCAAGUCGAUUGAGCGCCACUUCAACCGCUGGUACCAUUACCCCUACGUGUUCCUGAAUGAUGGCGACUUCGAUGAGGAUUUCCGGGCCACCGUCAAGAACUACACCAGCGCCGCCGUCGAAUUCGGCAAAAUUGAUAACACCAUGUGGGGUUUCCCCGACUGGGUUGACCACGAGGUCGCCAAGGAAGGUAUUCGGAAACAGGGUGACGCUGCCAUCAUGUACGGUGGCAUGGAGAGUUAUCACCACAUGUGCCGGUUCUACUCUGGGCAUUUCUACAAGCACCCCCUUCUGAUGAAGUACGAAUGGUAUUGGCGCCUGGAGCCCGAGAUCAAGUACUUCUGUGACAUCACCUAUGAUCCAUUCAUCAAGAUGGCCGAAGCGAAUAAGACAUACGGCUUUACCAUUGCAGUCAAAGAACUCCGCGAGACCGUCCCCAACAUCUUCCGCUACGCGGCGGCCUACAAGCGCAAGAACAACAUCAAGUCGAAGGGCCUGUGGGAGAUGUUCUUGGAACGCCCCGCGGAGGAUGAGGAGACCCCACCCGAGCCGGAGAAGAAGCAGGAGAAGCUUCCCGACGAGAUCUUGUUGACCGAACCUGGGGACAAAAAUCUCGAUGAUAUUGACCCUGAGGCCAUGGAAGGCGAGAGCUACAAUAUGUGCCAUUUCUGGAGUAACUUCGAGAUUGCGCGCUUGGAUUGGUUCCGCAGCAAGGCUUAUGAGGAUUUCUUCAACAUGAUGGACCGUAGUGGUGGAUUCUGGAACGAGCGAUGGGGUGAUGCUCCUAUCCAUUCCCUCGCCGCCGGUGCUCUCCUCGCCCCCAGCGACAUCCACUACUUCCGCGACUUUGGCUAUCGGCACACUACCAUCCAACAUUGCCCGGCCAACGCCCCCGCCCGGCAACUGCCCCGCGAGCCUUACCUAGAAAAGACCACCGAUGAUGAGAAGAAGCGGAUCGAAGAGGACGAGUACUGGGCUACUCCGGACCCGGUCAAGGAGAACGGUGUCGGCUGCCGAUGCCGCUGCGAUACUGACAUUGUAGACGUUGAGGGCAAGCAAGGCAGCUGUCUUGCCGAAUGGGUUGAGGUGGCUGGCGGUUGGGCCUCACCAUAA
Molecule: messenger RNA, 1524 nt
Organism: Penicillium canariense
Lineage: Eukaryota; Fungi; Ascomycota; Eurotiomycetes; Eurotiales; Aspergillaceae
Product: glycosyltransferase family 15 protein
Exons: 5
Coding region: 1-1524 (507 amino acids)
Biological process (GO): protein N-linked glycosylation; cell wall mannoprotein biosynthetic process
Cellular component (GO): membrane; Golgi apparatus
Molecular function (GO): alpha-1,2-mannosyltransferase activity
Source: RefSeq, a predicted model, not a curated record